AUGGCAAUGUUCAUGGAUACGACAAUCCCACUUCCACAAGCCCUCCACGGCAUUCCGUUCCUUGUCAAGGAUACCUUCGUCACGCUGGAUCAGAUGAAUACUACAGGGGGUCCAUAUGCUCUAGCUGGAGCAAGAUAUGAGUUCGAGUCCACGAUCAUGACCAACCUGCGAGAGGCUGGUGCGAUUAUACUAGGGAAAACAAAUCUGAGCGAGUGGGGGAUGUCACGGUCUUCCAAAUGCAAGAGUGGUUGGUUGGCCCUCUAUGGACAAGCUGUUGGUGGCUUUUACCAAGACCAAGACCCCCAGGGAUCCUCAUCUGGGAGUGCGAUUGCAACAAGCUUGAAACUGGCGAGUUUUACUAUUGGGGGUGAGAAGACAUGUGGAAGCAUUCUCUAUCCAGCGCAAAAGAAUGGGGUCGUUGGUCUCAAACCAACGGUUGGAUUAACGUCCCGGUUCGGAACCAUCCCCACUAAUCCUGAGCAAGAUUCCGUGGGGCCUAUUACUCAAUACGUUAAAGAUAGUGCAAUUAUCCUGCAUGUGAUUGCCGGAAAGGACAACCUUGACUGUGCAACAGAGAGUAUACCGUUUGACAAAAUCCCAGAUUAUGAAGCUGCUUGCCAAAGGGACGCGCUGAAGGGUGUUCGCAUUGCAGCCCCUAGGUCUGUUUACCGAGUAGCAGACUCGGAUCCGGAGGUUGGAGUUGCUCUCCAGAAUGCCAUUUCCCAGUUCCGUGAACUCGGUGCUAUUAUUGUUGAAGACGUCGACUUUGAGCAUUGGAAACCUGGCUCGGGCCAAAGAGAAGAUCUUUUCGGGGAUGUACUGCUGCGAGAAGCCUUCGAAGAAUUCUUCGCGAACCUUGUGGAAAAUCCCCAUCGGAUAAGAAACGUGUCAGAUCUUAUUGACUUCACGAAAAGCACCUCCGAGGAGGACUACGAGGGAUAUGGAGAGAACUGGUUUGGAAGUGCGCGUGAUGCGCCAGGGACGUCCGGAUCUGAGGAAUUCCUCUCCGUGAAGGCACGAAUGGAGCACCUAGGCCAUGAUGUCGAGCGUCUUUUAGAUAACCACCAUUGUGACAUUCUCCUUGCUACGUCUUCCACAGACCUUCCCCUUGAUAUUGGAAGACUACCGGGCAUCCAGGUACCACUUGGGCUUUAUUCUGCGGAUCGAGAAAUUGUCAGAGACUCCAAGGGAAUGGUGGCGAAGGCUCCAAAUAUUCCAUAUGGCAUUACUCUUACUGGACGCAGGUACAGUGAAGAAAAGCUUCUUGCCUGUGCGUAUGCCUUUGAGCAGGCCACGCUUACUGUGAGACUGAACGAGGAAAAACUAUGGAUCAAACCAUCGUUUUAG
Molecule: messenger RNA, 1347 nt
Organism: Penicillium mononematosum
Lineage: Eukaryota; Fungi; Ascomycota; Eurotiomycetes; Eurotiales; Aspergillaceae
Product: amidase
Exons: 7
Coding region: 1-1347 (448 amino acids)
Source: RefSeq, a predicted model, not a curated record